Messenger RNA from Cladocopium goreaui, 2118 nucleotides. NCBI's taxonomy places the organism in Eukaryota, Dinophyceae, Suessiales, Symbiodiniaceae. The record is from the annotation of a GenBank genome assembly.
AUGGCUACCCGAUGGCUGCUGAGUGGAUUUGUAGGUUUCUUGAUUGGCUUCGGGUUUCCAUGGAUCCGUACCUGUCGCCCGUUUAUGUCCCACGUCGUGCCUGACCAGUCACGCUUGCAAGAAGAGGAUCAAGCACCCACCCACGUCAUGCCUGACGAGCCACGCUUGCAAGAAAAGACAGUGCCCGAAGUGGGCCAGGCACAGCCUUCACGGUUGCACUACGAGGGGUUGCAAUUGUAUUCUCAACCAGCUAGCCCGGAUGAAGUUUGGAAGAGUUUAAAAAAGUUGUCGAAGGGUUCACAAAUCCAGCUUAAGCACUACCGGGGUUUUGUUGGACCUUAUAAGGCUUACGCGGACAUGUCAGGGCUUGAAUUCUCCUUGUUGUAUCUGAGCGGCUUGAAAGAAACGGACUCCCUGCUUGACAUUGGCUGCGGUGCACUGCGUUUGGGGCGGGUGGUUUUGCCAUACCUAUUGCCUGGGAAAUACCAUUGCAUUGAGCCAAACAGCUGGCUUGUCCGAGAGGCCCUUCAUUAUGAAAUUGGGGAACAGAUCUUGUGGCUGAAGCAACCCAAAUUUGCUUUCAAUGACAAAUUCCAAGCACCACUGGCAGACUCGACUUUCAACUUUUUGAUUGCGCAAUCCAUUUUCUCUCACACUGGUCUGGAUAUGUUUGAAGGUGCAAUGAAGAAGAUUAAAGGCUACAUGACUGAUGCUUCAGUUUUCUUGCUCACUUUCGUGAGGGGCGGUCGCUGGCCAGACUGUAGAAAAAGCAAAGGAUGGAUUUAUCCAGGUUGCUGUGUGAUGACAGACGAGGCAAUACAACAAGUGGCGACCAGACAUGAGCUCUUUGCAGUCCCGCUGAAAUGGCGGCAUGACAGGCAGCAAUGGUGGGCAUGGCGACGCAGCUCGACUGGAGGCAACAGAGCGGCCAAGAUGUCCGGUUUCUUGAUUGGCUUCGGGUUUCCAUGGAUCCGUACCUGUCGCCCGUUUAUGUCCCACGUCGUGCCUGACCAGUCACGCUUGCAAGAAGAGGAUCAAGCACCCACCCACGUCAUGCCUGACGAGCCACGCUUGCAAGAAAAGACAGUGCCCGAAGUGGGCCAGGCUUACGCGGACAUGUCAGGGCUUGAAUUCUCCUUGUUGUAUCUGAGCGGCUUGAAAGAAACGGACUCCCUGCUUGACAUUGGCUGCGGUGCACUGCGUUUGGGGCGGGUGGUUUUGCCAUACCUAUUGCCUGGGAAAUACCAUUGCAUUGAGCCAAACAGCUGGCUUGUCCGAGAGGCCCUUCAUUAUGAAAUUGGGGAACAGAUCUUGUGGCUGAAGCAACCCAAAUUUGCUUUCAAUGACAAAUUCCAAGCACCACUGGCAGACUCGACUUUCAACUUUUUGAUUGCGCAAUCCAUUUUCUCUCACACUGGCCUGGAUAUGUUUGAAGGUGCAAUGAAGAAGAUUAAAGGCUACAUGACUGAUGCUUCAGUUUUCUUGCUCACUUUCGUGAGGGGCGGUCGCUGGCCAGACUGUAGAAAAAGCAAAGGAUGGAUUUAUCCAGGUUGCUGUGUGAUGACAGACGAGGCAAUACAACAAGUGGCGACCAGACAUGAGCUCUUUGCAGUCCCGCUGAAAUGGCGGCAUGGCAGGCAGCAAUGGUGGGCAUGGUGCCUGUACAGUUCCAAAGCAAAAUGCAACAAUUUGGAAAGUAUCAUUCCACAUGACCGGGACGUUUUGGAGCCAGAUCUCAACAACAGCAACCUCAGCAAUGGAACCUGGAGUUUGGCAGUGGAGAUGAUGGACAAAGCCAAGAACAUGUCCGCAAGGGCAAAUAUGACGGAGUGGAACGGUUCUUUGCUGAACAUGGAGACUGAAGAACGUGGAGAAAGUGGAGAACGUGGAGAAAGUGGAGAAAGUGGCAACGACACGAUGAAUGACACUGACAAUAAGUCGUCAAUGCAUGGCCAUGGCGCCGAUGCCGGAACGGGCAACAUGGCUUUGGAGCACUUGGAUCAGUAUGACAACGAGUCUGUCAAUGACUCUGAGAACGACCCUGCCAAGUGUCACCGGCAAGUUUUCAUUCCAAAGGCAAAGAACAUCUUCAAACUGAUUGUUCCAGCCAUAGAAUGA